ACGAUGAAGAUCAUCAAAUACAGUAACGGCAAUGGUGGUCACGAAGAAAAGACGAAUAUAAAACCACAGCUAGCAAAGGUAUAAAAGCGCGGCUGAAAAAUAGCUUUCCCUAGGCGACCCGCACCUACCAGCGCACCACAUCCAAAGCGACAAAGAGUAGCACGCUCGUCGAACAGUCGAUAUGCGCUUCCUCACCCUCGCAGCCGUCGUGCCCCUGCUCGCGGCGCUCGCGCGCGCCCAGCUUCCCAUCACGCCCUGCGCGCAGCGUUGCGCCGACGAGUACUGCCAAGGCCCCGGUGGAGGGCCCGAGAUACAGAAAGUCUGCGUGUGCGAGACACGAUACAGAGCAGUCAACCACUGCAUCGUGCAGAACUGCCCCGCGGAUGAGGUGGCUGCGGCGAAGGAGUCGGUGCAGCGGCUUUGUAGGGCGUAGGCAUUCGAGUUCAUAACCGCACGUGUGACGAACUGCAGAAUAUAUGCUUGCUGCUCCGUGGAUCAUCCAGUGGCAAAGUCCUAGCAUGCGUUCCAUCUGUAGCGUCCCUACAAUGCUGAGCAGUAUGAUCGGCGGUAGCAUCUCGCAAGCUCCCCAAUUUUCCCGAGGCUGGCGGUGAACAGGUUCGGGCCCUCCGGGAGGUGCUAUCGCAGACGUCAGUCAUCCACUAUUGAGUGUCAAGAUACGUACGCAGGAAGGGGAGAGGAAAGAGACCCAUCGGAUGCACUUUCCGUAUGAAGGCGAGCCCCGUAUGCAAAGCGUAAUUAUAGUCAUUACUUCCCGUUCGAGAGUACAUCC
This is a messenger RNA of Schizophyllum commune H4-8, 790 nucleotides long. RefSeq lists its product as uncharacterized. NCBI's taxonomy places the organism in Eukaryota, Fungi, Basidiomycota, Agaricomycetes, Agaricales, Schizophyllaceae. The coding region runs from base 182 to 433 and encodes 83 amino acids. The transcript is spliced from 2 exons. The record is from RefSeq and is a predicted model, not a curated record.